Mercenaria mercenaria is the source of this 10932-nucleotide messenger RNA. Its product is annotated as proton myo-inositol cotransporter-like. The transcript has 10 exons. Gene Ontology annotation, cellular component: membrane. NCBI's taxonomy places the organism in Eukaryota, Metazoa, Mollusca, Bivalvia, Venerida, Veneridae. The record is from RefSeq and is a predicted model, not a curated record. Gene Ontology annotation, molecular function: myo-inositol:proton symporter activity. Gene Ontology annotation, biological process: transmembrane transport. Bases 267 to 2102 code for a protein of 611 amino acids.
AAUUGAAAGGAAUGCCAACAAGUUACCUAUUUGAUUACCUGUAUUCUGGACCAAAGAAAAACAAUGAUUAUGUGUACAACCCCUUUUUGCGAUGUUAAUUCUUAAAAUACAAAAAUGAGACAAUUAACAAUUUAGUCCAAAGUACGUGUGUUAUCAUUAGAGAAUGCAUGUGCAAUAUUUUAAAAGUGGUAUAGUACCAGUGCAGCACGAAAUUCGGAUAUAUCUAUUUUUAUCCGUGCACUUUGAACCCUAUAAUAGGUCAAGUAAUGCUGUACAGUGAUACUGAUAACGAAGAUCUUGAGCUCAACGACUUCGAAAUGUCAGAUGAGAGAUCACUUUUAGUUCAGUCUUCGUCGAGGAUGGGCCGUGCACAAUAUAGCUCUGAUUCAGAGAAGGAGGGUAGCGUUCAUUUAGACACAAAAAUGGACCCAAAGGAAAGGAGUACACCAUGCUUUGUUUUAGUUCUAUCAUUUUUUUCUGCAAUUGGUGGAUUUUUGUUUGGUUACGAUACUGGGGUUGUUUCAGGAGCUAUGUUGCUUAUAAAAGACCGUUUCCAAUUAACAUCAAUUAAAGAAGAAGUAAUAGUUAGUGUAACCAUUGGAUUUGCAUUUCUGUUUGCACUAGUUGGAGGCUGGUUAAAUGACAGAUUUGGUAGAAAGAUGACAACUAUUUUAGCAAGUAUUGUGUUUACAAUUGGUGCUGUUGUCUUAGCUGCAGCUUACAAUUUUUGGAUGCUGGUUGUGGGCAGAGCUAUUCUAGGAAUGGGUAUAGGUAUGGCAUCUAUGACAGUGCCAGUGUAUAUUGCUGAAUGUGCACCUAUGUAUUUGAGGGGACGUCUAGUGACCCUCAACACAUUAUUUAUCACUGGUGGUCAGUGUAUAGCCAGUAUAGUGGACGGGGCCUUCAGUUAUGAUAAAGAGCAUGGAUGGAGGUGGAUGUUAGGUCUUGCAGCUGUACCAUCUAUUAUACAGUUUAUUGGCUUUAUUUUCCUACCAGAGAGUCCUCGUUGGUUGGUGGCAAACGGGAAGAGUGAUAAAGCUCGUACAGUUCUCGUUAAUAUACGAGGGACCUCUGACAUAGAUGAUGAAAUGAAAGAAAUUGAGAUUACUGUGGAAGAGGAUAGGCGGGAGAAAGAAUUAGCAGGUUCCAAUGUAUUUAUGAAGAUUUUACGGACACCACCUGUACGACGUGCACUCAUUGUCGGAUGUGGUCUUCAACUGUUUCAGCAACUUUCUGGUAUAAAUACUGUCAUGUACUACAGUGCAACUAUAAUUAAGAUGUCUGGUGUACGGAGUCAGAGUGAUGCUAUAUGGCUGGCAGCGGCCACUGCUGGUGUAAAUUUUGUGUUCACUAUUGUAGCAUUGUUCCUUGUGGAAAGGUUGGGAAGAAAAAAACUUAUAAUGGGCAGUUUGUUUGGUGUUUUAUUGAGUUUGAUAGUGUUGGCUGUAGGCUUCCAAUUAGCUGCCUUCCAUUCCCCACCCAUCACUAUGUCGGAGGAAGGAGAUGAUUAUUGCCAUGGUUACAGUUCUUGUGAAGCAUGCAUAGAGAAUGUGGAUUGUGGAUUUUGUUAUAAUGAUUAUGGUCAGGGUGUAGUCAAUGGAUCCUGUCUACCUAUAGAUGGUGAUGAUUCUAGUCAUUCCAAAGUUGGAAGAUGUAAUGCUACAACAGGGGAAGAGCCAGAUCUGAUUUAUGCCUAUCAGUACUGUCCUACUGAUUAUUCCUGGAUGGGAAUUGCAGGAUUAGCUAUAUAUCUCAUGUUUUUUGCUCCAGGUAUGGGACCAAUGCCAUGGACAAUUAACUCUGAGAUCUACCCAUUGUGGGCGAGAAGUACGUGUAACUCAUUAGCUACAGCAACCAAUUGGCUCUCUAAUCUAGUCGUCUCUAUGACAUUCCUUACACUCACAGAAACCAUCACCAAAUAUGGAACGUACUGGUUGUUUGUGGGUAUAGUGGUAAUUGCACUGGUGUUUAUGGCAGUAACAUUACCAGAAACCAGAGGGACAAAGUUAGAGGAAGUGGAAACGUUGUUCUCUCAGCCGCUAUGCAGUUGCUCAAAACCUUCGCCAUCACACCAUGCUGAACAGACCCAAGUUGUUGAUUAGUCAUAGAAUAACUGUUUUCAUCAAUCCAUUAUCUUCAGAGCAACUAGUUCAGAAUGAUGCAAAGAUACUGUAAAAGCAGAAAUGUUCACAAGGGUUUAAUUUCACUACACGCACAAGGCCUUUUAUCUCAUGAACAUUAUUCCUUGCGUAAAUAUUCACCAUUAGUAUAAUUUAAAUUCAAGUAGGAUUCCAUUUUUACAAUGUCACGAAUAUUAAACUCAUGAACAUACUCAAAAUUUCACAUGAGCAAAAUUUUGAUCCAUCGAAAAUACAUGCUUUUACAGAACCAGUUGUUCAAUCUCAGAUAAAUGAGCAUUUUGUGAAACAGAAAAGACUGCUGGUAUCGUAAAAACAAACUGUUCUCAGUAGCAGAUCAAAUAUUUCAGGUUUUACACAUUAUGUGAAAGUGCCUUCAAAGAUUUCCUGCCUAGGUUUUGUAAAAAGUUGUUUCAUCAUUAUUGCUGUGAUAAGUCAGAUCAUUAUUUUUUAGUAACAUUUACCAUUAUAUAGUGAUAGUGAUAUUGAAAAGGUUUUUUGAAGGAUACAGUUUUUGAAAUACCGGUAAGGUUGACUAAUAUUUAGCUUAUUUUCUCUAGAUAUUUAUAGUUUGUUUAGAUAUUAAUGUGGUUCGCAUAAAUGAUCUCAUAUCAGAAAUCAUUUAAAUAUGUUGUUGAAAUGUAACAUUAGUUCAGUGGUUGUCGGUAUAUUCUAACUUCCUACGUUAUACUAUACUAACUAAGUAACUUGAUAUAUUACUAAGAGACUAAACUGCCGUCCAGUCAGAGAUGGUUCUAAAGAGGUUUCCACCUGUGCCUCAAAUAAUUCAAGUAAUGCUCUUUGGCAUUAAAGGUCCAUUACUAAGGGAAAGUGAGUUGGCAAUUUUUUUCAUAGCCAGUGCAUAGACUUCUGCAAGACACUAAAUAAUGAAGAUUGGCAGGUCAAAAUUUACAGAAGGUCUUUGGAACUCAAAGAAAUGUAUGUGUAUUAUGUUGAAAUUUCAAUGAAUCGACAGAAUGACCCCCCAGGUCUUUUUAACUUUCUUCAUACUUCAUAGAAAAAUAAUUGUACAUAUACUACGAUUUAUUUAGAAUUUCUGCAUACCAACUUUCAUUUUCCAAUAAAAUGAAAUAGUUUCUGUGCUUUUUAAAAGAAAUUAAAAUGUUCACUUUCCUUAGUAUUGGACCUUUAAAGCUGGAAAGUUGCCAUAUAAAAAUGAAAUAGAAAAUUUCUAGUCCCGGCAAUUUGGAGUACUUAAAAGUACCUGAUCGUCUGCACUAAGAUAAAAUUGCCUUGUUUAUCUUUUAGCCAGAAGUAUUUAUCAGGACAAAAGCUGUGGCAGACAUGCGUGUAAUAUUGUCUGAUGGGGGGAGUAUAUGCUUUUGUCAUUCCUUCCCAAAACAGAAAAAGACAUUCCAAAAUUUAUUAUGGUUAAUUUACUCCUCUUUUAGUAUAUCUGCUAUGUAAUUUCAGUCGCACAAUUGCUAAAUGAUCUGCACUGGUCGUUAAGGCAGAAUCAGUUCUGUCCAGCAUGUUACGGGUUAAGUAUAGAUUUCUGUUUUAGAAAUAGAACUUUAAUGCAAUUAUAUAGUGGAAUCAUUAUUGGUCUGUGCCAUGAGAAAACCAACAUAAUGGCUUUGCGACCAGCAUGGAUCCAGUCCAGCCUGCGCAUCCGCAAAGUCUGGUCAGGAUCCAUGCUGUUCGCUUUUAAAGCCUAUUGAAAUUGGAGAAACUGGUAGCGAACAGCAUGGAUCCUGAUCAGACUGCGCAGAUGCGCAGGCUGGUCUGGAUCCAUGCUGGUCGCAAACCCACUAUGUUGGUUUUCUCAUGGCACGGCUCAUUUGUCUGUGCCUUUCUAGCAUGUAUUUCAAUGUUGCAUCAAUCCACAGAGUCUCAUCCCAUUGAAUAAAUCAAAUUUUUAUUUAUUUUAUUUUUAUAAUGAGAAAUCCAUGAAUUCACAUCUGCAAGAAUUGUCGGUAUCACCUUAGACCCAACGAAAACAAAACAAAAUAUGUCCACAAAAAAAUAGUCAUUCUAGCCAAAAUAAUUGUUUUAGUUUAUUUGUUAAAUCUACUGCUCAAAUAUGUUUUAUCCAUAAGUUCAUGUUAACUGUAAAUAGUCCACAUUGUGCAUAUUUACUGCCUUGUUAGAAGCUUAACAUUGAGAAAACAUGUGCCAUGAUGGACUAAAGCAUCUGAAACACUUCUGAAAUCAUUAACAAACUUUACAUUUAAUAAUAUACUGGGAUUUUUGCAAAUAUUUUAAAUUGGAUUUUACACCUAUGGUUGUUUCUCAGUAUCAUAUAUAAAUUCUAUGUUGCAGUCUGUAAAUGAACAUAGUUGAAUUUUUCAGGCAAACUUUGAACAAGUAGCUUUAAAUCUUGUUAAUUACUUACAUGUCUUUAAGGAUGGAGUAUACCUGGUAACUAGCAUAUAUUGUAUACUUACUAAACCAUUUAAAAUGGCAAUGGCAAGCCUGAAGUAGUUGUUAGCAUGUCUAAACUUGCACAGCAUGAGAACAUAGCCCGAGUGUCAGUAAGGUUUAGGAAUGCUAAUUACCACACAGGGAACAACAUUGCCAUUUAAGGAGGUAGGUUACCUUGUUACCAGGGUAAAUUCAAAUUAGUUGAACCGCAGUGAUUUUUUUGUAUUUCGUGUAAUUUAAUGUUUUAACUGCUACAAUCUCAGUUCCGUUUAUCUCUGUCCCUUCAAGUACAAUUUUUAUCCAGGUUUGAAGUACAUGACCCUCUUAAGGUAUUUUAUAUAGAAAGAAGAAGGAAAAUAUGGAUAUUUAACACUUUUCAGUGUAUAUUGGUUUCAUUGUUAUCCGUAGAAGUCUGCAUAAUUAAUAGUUUUGCUAGUAUGCGCAUUAACUUUCUAAUAAAAGCUUAAAAUGUAUAUGUCGUGGGGCUCGUGUUUCCAUGGUAACGCACUUUCUCUCAUUUUUCAACAAUUAUUAUGAAAACGGGUUUUUCGACGGCUUCAGUGUCAUUCUUUUAUUGACCAACAUGGAAUAUUUGGGUAAUAUGAUCAGCAAAAUACCAAGAACUUUACAGGGUACUAUGUUUUUCUUAAAGUUUAGAGUAACCAUGGCAACAGAGAUGUUUAAAAUAGCUUAUAUGUUGCUUUUUAUCGUAACUUCUUAUUAAAAAAUAUUAUAUAAAAUUAUUUUUCUUGUUAAUGUAGCUUUAAAACAUCUUAUUUCUAACGUUAGUAAUAUUUUCGUAUGAAUCGCAGUUAAUUUAACAAAUUUCACAGCUUAAAAUACUUACAGCAGUGCCCGUCGUCUAACAUUUUUAUCGAAAAAUCGUUCUGCAUGCUGCUAUUAUUCUCAUGGAUAUUGUUGAAAUGAAAAUAAAAGCCGAAGCUGUGUUCCUUAAAUAGACCAGUGUCAACGCUUUUGAAUUUUACAAUUAGACAUAUAGGUCACGGGCUUCGUUUCCAUGGUAACAUCAAUUUAAUUCAAGACACCACAAUUUUAUUCUGAAAUUUGAACAAUUUUGGAGCUUAGUUUUAGUAUUUAAGUAACAAAUUAUCAACGGAAACUGGGGAAUAGGUAUAACAAAUCAAACUGUCCAAAUUUUAUUUGUAAAUGACCGUAAUAAGUUACCUUUCACCCGGCUAUAUUCCCAAUCACAUCAGUUACCAUCAUCCAUUUUCUUACAUUCCGCAUAACAUUUCAAUAUAAUUACAUAAAAGAAGCAAAUAUUGAUCAUUUUUCAGAGCAAAAGACUAAUAAAAAGUAUUUCAGCAAAUAAUGGCUGUUUAAAAAUAGUUCAAAUAAAGAAAAAGCACAGAAUAACGUACUUUCAAAAUAAAAGCUAUUAAUUUUGCGCGGUAACUGACACGUAACUCAAUGACGUCAUUUUAAGGCAACAAUGUUUUGAAGCGUUUCUGCGGCAAUUCGUUCAUUAUUUCUGCAUUAUUAAACCAUUAAACAUAGAUGGGAGGCAAGUUCAAGAUUUAUUUCCAGAAGAAUGGAUAUACAAACACAUUUAGUUUGUCGUAAACGUCGUCGUAAAUCGUCAUGUUAGCUUCCGGUUGGACAUGCGCACUUAAAAAUAUCAAGGUAACCUACCUCCUUAAUGAGUUGAUUAUCAUAUACUUAAACAUAAUAAUGUUUACUGGAUUUCAUGAAUCAGUAAAUCAUAUAAAUUAUGGACGUUAAUGAAUUUUUUAUCACAAAACAGGGUAAAAUGAUGCCACUCCUCCAUGGCUGGCCAGUAACCAGUUAUAAUGCCCGUUUUCGGUUAUUGUACCCCCCGACAACAAAGUUUUAAGGGGGGGUAUACUGGUUUCAGGUUGUCUGUCUGUCCGUCUGUCCAUCUGUCUGUCUGUCCGUCUGUCCGUAGACGCAAUCUUGUGCGCUCCAUCUCUCCUUAUCCCCUUGACAGAAUUUAAUGAAACUUCACACAAGUGAUCAGUACCAACAGUAGUUGUGCAUGGGGCAUGUUAGGUUCUUUUAGAAAAAAAUUUUGCAGAGUUAUGGGACUUUGUUUUUUUGUUACUAUACUAUAUACAUAGACACAAUCUUGUGCACACCAUCUCUCCUGAUCCCCUUGACACAAUUUAAUGAAACUUUACACAAGUGAUCAGUACCAACAGUAGUUGUGCAUGGGGCAUGUUAGGUUCUUUUAGAAAAAAAAAUUUGCAGAGUUAUGGGACUUUGUUUUUUUGUUACUGUACUAUAUACAUAGACACAAUCUUGUGCGCACCAUCUCUCCUCAUCCCCUUGACACAAUUUAAUGAAACUUCACACAAGUGAUCAGUAUCAACAGUAGUUGUGCAUGGGGCAUGUUAGGUUCUUUCAGCGACAAAAAUUGCAGAGUUAUGGGACUUUGUUUCUUGUUAACAUACUAUGUACAUACAGUCUGCAUAUGCAAUCUUGUGCAUGCCUAAUCUACCAAACCCUUACACACAAUUUAAUGAAACUUCACACAAGUGAUCAGUACCAACCCUAGUUGUGCAUGGUGCAUGUUACAUUCUUUUAGAUAAAUAUUCUGCAUAGUUAUGGGACUUUGUUUUUUGUUACUUUACUGUAUACAUACAGUCUAUAUACAUACAGUCCACGUAAUUAUGCAAUCUUGUGUGCGUCAAAUUGCAAUGUACUGUGUCAGUGCAUGCAGGGGGUACAUUCAUCACCUUUAGUGAUAGCUCUAGUUUUGCCUGAGUUACAGGAUUUUGUGCUAUGCAGUUUUGUUACUACUUAUAGUCAGGUAUAUAAUAAUCAAAUUUAUUGAACCAUAGCAAUCAAUUGUUUAAAUGUUUUAGCUGCUAAAAUUUCAUGUUUUAUCGACUGUGUUCCUUCGGGUAAAUUUUUCAUCCUGUUUGAAGCACACAGUUCUUUAAAGAAAUUUCCUUUUGAAGGAAAAUGUGGAUAUUCAACACUUUUCAGCUUAUUUCAGUUUUACUCUUGUACGUAGAAGUCUGGGUAGUUGAUAAAUAAAUUAUUACUGGUAUAUGCAUUAGCUUUCUAAUAUAAGCUUAAAAUAUAUCUGUCAUGGGGAUCGUGUUUCUGUCUGCUUUUUUUAAGGAAGUAUGGAUAAAAACAAGCUUUUUAACAGCUUCAGUGCCAUUUUCUUUAUUGAACAAUAACAUAUAGGGAACAUUGGGUUUAUUUUAUGAGUUGAAUAUUAAAUACUUAUCAUUUCUUAGAGUUGUAAGUAAUCAUGGUAAGAGGGAUGUUUAAAAUAUCUUAUAUCUUGUCCUUUUUCAUAACAUGUUAUGAAAACAAACUUUUUAUUUCAUCUGUCAGGUAGCUUUAAAACUAGUCAUAGCUUCUACGCAGUCUGAAGAGCUGAUCUCAUGUAUUGACAUGCUGCCGUUUGAUAUAUGACCUUUUUGUGUGGAUUUGCCGUAAAACCAAACCCAUUCAUUGCUUUAAUUUUUUUAUUAGCUCGGCUGAUUUUUGUGCCCCCCCCCCCCCCCCCCCAUGAGUGGUGGGGGCAUAUUUUCAGAGUUAUGGCCCCUGAAAUAGUCAAAAAUGCACAUUUUCACAUUGUGACGUGCCUAGCUCAAAAAGUAUUUGAUGUAAAUUGAUGAAACCUUGCAUGAGUCUUUAUCAUGAUAUGAACUUGUGCACCUCCUAUUUUUCGUCUGGCUCUGCCCCUAUUUUCUGAGUUAUGGCCCCUGAAAUAGUCAAAAAUGCACAUUUUCACUUUGUGACGCGCCUAGCUCAAAAAAUAUUUGAUAUAAAUUUAUGAAACCUUGCAUAAGUCUUUUUCAUGAUAUGAACUUGAGCACCUCUUAUUUUUUGUCUGGCUCCGCCCCUUAUUUUCAGAGUUAUGGCCCCUGAAAUAGUCAAAAAUGCAUAUUUUCACCUUCUGACACGCCUAGCUCAAAAAGUGUUUGAUAUAGAUUCUUGAAACCUUGCAUGAGUCUUAAUCAUGAUAUGAACAAGUGCACCUCCUAUUUUUCAUUUUGGUCUGCACCCUAUUUUCAGAGUUAUGGCCCCUGAAUUAGUCAAAAAUGCACAUUUUCACCUUGUGGUGCACCUAGUUCAAAAAGUAUUUAAUAUAAAUGAUUGAAAACUUGCAUAAGUCUUUAUCAUGAUAUAAACUUGCACACCUCUUAUUUUUUGGCUGGCUCCACCCCCUAUUUUUAAAGUUAUGACCCCUGAAAUAGUAAAAAAAUGCACAUUUUCACCUAAUUAUGUGUCUAGCUCAAAAAGUAUUUGAUGUAAAUUUAUGAAACCUUGCUUGGGUCUUUAUCACGAUGUAUCCUUGCACACUUGGCAUUCUUCCUGAGAAUCUUAGCAAUUAUUACAAAGUUAUGGCCCUUGAAAUAGCCAAAAUAAUGGAUUUUUUUGUUUGUGAUGCUCAUAGCUCAAAAAGUAUAUGGCCUAGAAUAAUGAAUCCUUUUCAUAAAAUGUUUGUUGAGGCUAUACCCCAUUAAGAUUGCAAACAUUCGAAUUAUUUCUCCUUAUUUGUGACAAAUGUACCGGGGGGAGGGGGGCACACCCUGUGUCCUACAGACACAUUCUAGUUGAAUAAUAUCUUAAGAGGAUCCACCUUUUCUCAAAAACCAUAAGAGCUACAGCUUUGAAACGUUGCACACUUUUUUUGUCAUCAUUAGUUGACUUAAUAGGCCAAGAACCAUAACUCUGAUAUGCAUUUUGUCAAAAUUAUGGCCCCUUUGUACUUAGAAAAUUUGAGGGUUUUUUGGUUACAAUUUUUGUUUAGGUCCACCUUUUCUCAAAAAACUUAAGAGCUAUAGCUUUGAAAAUUUGCACACUUGUUUGUCAUCAUUAGAUGACUUAGUUGACCAAGAACCAUAACUCUGAUAUGCAUGUUGUCAAAAUUAUAGCCCCUUUGUACUCAGAAAAUUUGAGUUUUUUUAAGUCCACUUUUUCUCGAAAACUAUAAGAGCUACAGCUUUGAAAUUUGCAUUUUCAUUAGUUGACUAAGUAGGCCAAGAACCAUUAAUCUAACCUGCUUUUUUGUCAGAAUUAUGGCCCUUUUUGUACUUAGAUUUUCUGAAUUGUUACUCUUUUCUUGCCUACCGACCAGCACUUGCAUUUAGAAAUUCUCAAGGUAGUUGUUCUCAUACAGUUAAACAGACCCAGUUUAAGACCUACAGCUAUUUGACAUCUGAAGAUGUACCAUACUUUUAGAUACUGUUAUUUUAAAGAACACCAACUUUUGUUUUCAGAAAAAAAAAUUUAUCAAAUAAUUGUUUUAGUGAUUUUUUGGUUUAUGUUUUUUGUAUGUCUUCUUAAAUUCAAUUCAGUUUUACCAGAAUUUAUUUGUUGUUUGAAAGGUGUGUUAUGAGACAAUGCGAUGUCUUAAUUCAACUCAACAAAGAACAAGUUUGAAAUUACAAGCAAGUUUCUAAAUCACUUUCACUUAGACUUUCUCACAAGACUAAAUACAUUUGAAUUGUUGCUCUGAUACAUAUAUAAAAUAAGGACUGUGAUUUGUUUGCACUACAUUGUACAAAGCAUCGUGUAUGCAGUUUUGUUUUAAUAAGUGUGGUUUUGCAGUAUGACUAAGUGACCCGAAUGUUUAGACAGCUAGUUUAUCUUUUUGUCUUCAUUAUAUCCAAAGAUCAUGACAUGUGAAUUUAAAUUACUGUAAGAUCAUUAAUUUUCAUGGGAAAGUCAUUUCACUGGAUUUUGUGUUUGGGUCAGUCAUCAAAAUUUCAACGUACUAACAAAAGUCCCAUUAAUAUUAUCUGCAAAAGUUUAAGUCCACAAAGUCAUAGCCACACGAAGCCAUAUUGGGAAGAAUCGUGAAAUUUCACGCCCACGAAAUUAAUUGAUUUUACAGUAUUUUGUGUGUUUUUCUUUACUUUUUGAUUAUUUAUUGUUAGUCAGACAUGGGGAAAGUGCAAAAUACUCGGGGUUAUGUUAUUAAUGUAGUUAGAAUUUAUGGUGGAAUAUAGUCUAAAUACACUUAAUAAUGGUAUAUGUAAUUCCACACAAACACAUGUUUCUUCUUAUUGUCAAAUGUUAUUUUUUGCCUAAUUGAUAUAUCAUACAGUACUACCAGCUUUAUGUAUCCACCUACAGCAGUACACAAAGGUUUGUUUACAGGCUGUAAGUUUUGAAAUAUUGAUGUCAGGUUUGCAUUAUUUAAGUAUGAUACACAGUUUGCAGAAUCAUGUGCAAAUUUUACAUGAACUUUAUUCAGUUUGCAUAUGAUUUUGCAAAUAUACAUAAACAAAAUCCAGAAAAAUAGAAAUCAUUCCUAUUUUAAAAAUUUUAUUUUAAAAGACAAAAAAUCUAUUCUAUGUGAUACAUUGAAUUGUAUAAGAUGUAUAUUUUUCUGCACUGUUAAGAGUAUAACUCGUGUAUUAUACAAUUUCUAUUUUUAUUGAAUAAAGAUUUACUGAUG